Molecule: messenger RNA, 866 nt
Organism: Cucumis melo (muskmelon)
Lineage: Eukaryota; Viridiplantae; Streptophyta; Magnoliopsida; Cucurbitales; Cucurbitaceae
Exons: 2
Coding region: 88-681 (197 amino acids)
Source: RefSeq, a predicted model, not a curated record
CAUUUUUGGUUAGCUUAGACCGAGGAAGAGGAAGAAGAUGGAGGUGAAGAUGAUGGAUAAGAAGAAGAGAAGCAAAAGCAAGUGAAAAUGGUGUUAUGGGAAAUUGCAUUGGCAACAACUUAUUUCUUGGGCCUUAAACGAACCUUUAAGCUCGUUCUCAAAACUCAACGACGUCUUGUUUCCCCCGAAUACCCUCGGAUUCGUCAAUUUCUUCGCGGACGAACCCGUGCCGUGUUUGACGUUACUGUGAAAGUUCAUCAGACCAUUCAGCGCCAAGACAUAAAAUUUGAUAGGAAUCUUGGUAGCUGGAUUUCACGAUGGCUUAAUCGAAGCAAACCAUCUGCUGAGACUCAAGAACAUCCCAAUGGCACUAUGAAUACAGGCAUGAAAAUGAUAAAGAAGGUUUCUAACUCCUACUUGAAACAUCGAGCCAGCACUCGAGCAGUGAUUGGUCAAAAGUUCGAUCAAUAUCUGUCUUCUACUUCAUCAGUACAUAGAUGGCCUAAGCCUUUCUUCCCUACCAUUGCAAUGAUCAUGAGGCAGAGAAAGCCAGCUGGGAUUGUGAUUCAACACAGACAAUUUAGCAUUCGUGGCUCUCAUGGAUUGAAAACAAAUGACAGAAGACGAAGAUUCGAUCAUGGUAUUCGAGAAGAUAUUAUGCAAUGGAUGGUUCAAAAUUAGAUUAGAAGAUGUUUUGUAGUUGUCUUCUCCUUGGAGACAAAAUUAUUUGACUUACAAUGCAGUCUAUCGUGUAGUGUUUAGUUUCCAGUUUUGAGCUUGGAUGCAAUAGAGAAGUUUGGAACAUGUCAUUGGAAGCCAUUUCUUUGCUUUUGAUUGACUUCUAAAGCUAAUAUUUAAUUCUCAAA